Molecule: messenger RNA, 1679 nt
Organism: Fulmarus glacialis (Northern fulmar)
Lineage: Eukaryota; Metazoa; Chordata; Aves; Procellariiformes; Procellariidae
Gene: KHDC4
Product: KIAA0907 ortholog
Exons: 13
Cellular component (GO): nucleus
Molecular function (GO): RNA binding
Source: RefSeq, a predicted model, not a curated record
GGAGCGCUGGAUGCGGCCGCGGCCGUGGCCGCGAAAAUCAACGCGAUGUUAAUGGCCAAAGGGAAACUGAAGCCGGCGCCCAGCACGGCGGACAAGCUGCAGGCUCUGGGAAAAGGUCCGUCUACAAGUAAAAGCAAAGAUGACCUUGUGGUGGCAGAGGUAGAAAUCAAUGAUGUCCCCCUCACGUGCAGAAACCUGCUGACGAGAGGACAGACUCAGGAUGAGAUAAGUCGACUGAGUGGAGCAGCUGUCUCUACUCGAGGGAGAUUCAUGACUGCAGAAGAGAAAGCAAAAGUGGGACCCGGAGAUCGUCCUUUGUAUCUUCAUGUCCAGGGUCAGACACGGGAAUUGGUUGACAGAGCUGUUAACCGAAUUAAAGAGAUAAUUACUAAUGGAGUAGUGAAAGCAGCCACAGGUUCUAGUCCAACGUUCAACGGAGCUACAGUUACUGUCUAUCACCAGCCAGCCCCUAUUACUCAGUUGUCUCCAGCAGUUGGCCAAAAACCUCCAUUCCAGUCAGGGAUGCAUUAUGUUCAGGACAAAUUGUUUGUUGGUCUGGAACAUGCCGUACCUACUUUUAAUGUGAAGGAGAAGGUGGAAGGGCCUGGUUGCUCCUACUUGCAGCACAUUCAAAUUGAAACAGGUGCCAAAGUCUUUCUUCGUGGGAAAGGCUCAGGUUGCAUAGAACCGGCAUCGGGCAGAGAAGCUUUUGAACCCAUGUACAUCUACAUCAGUCACCCAAAGCCAGAAGGUUUGGCAGCUGCUAAAAAGCUGUGUGAGAAUCUAUUGCAAACCGUUCAUGCUGAAUACUCCCGAUUUGUGAAUCAGAUAACCACUGCGGUACCCUUAGCAGGCUUCACACAGCCUGCCGCUAUAAAUAGCGUACCUUCCCAGCCAUCGUAUUACCCUUCCAAUGGAUAUCAGUCUGGUUAUCCUGUUGUUCCCCCUCCUCAACAACCAGUUCAGCCACCAUAUGGUGUACCAGGCAUAGUACCGCCUGCAGUGCCAUUGGCACCUGGAGUCUUAACAACACUACCUACAGGAGUUCCGCCUGUGCCGACACAGUAUCCAAUCUCUCAAGUACAGCCUCCAGCCAGCACUGGCCAGAGUCCACUGAGUGGUCCUUUUCUUCCUGCUGCCCCAGUAAAAACAACCGUGCCGACUGGUACACAGCCACAAGUCCAACCCCAUCCCCAAGGUCAAAAGAGACGCUUCACUGAGGAACUACCGGAUGAGAGAGAGUCAGGACUGCUGGGAUAUCAGCAUGGACCCAUUCAUAUGACUAAUUUAGGUACAGGCUUCUCCAGUCAGAGUGAAAUCGAUGGAGCCGGAUCGAAGCCAGCAAGUUCCUCAGGAAAGGAGAGAGAGAGGGACAGGCAGUUGAUGCCUCCGCCAGCUUUUCCUGUCACUGGGAUGAAAUCGGAAUCUGAAGAAAGAAAUGGUGCGGGGUCUUUACCAGGCAACCAUGAUCAUCAAGCUAAGAAGAUGAAAACUGCAGAAAAGGGCUUUGGAUUAGUGGCGUAUGCUGGAGAUUCAUCAGAUGAAGAGGAGGAACAUGGUGGCCAUAAAAACGCAAGUACUUUUUCACAGGGAUGGAGUUUGGGAUACCAGUACCCUUCCUCACAACAGCGAGCUAAGCAACAGAUGCCAUUUUGGAUGGCACCAUAAAAGCUGCAGAA